This is a messenger RNA of Schistosoma intercalatum, 417 nucleotides long. The record is from the annotation of a GenBank genome assembly. Lineage: Eukaryota; Metazoa; Platyhelminthes; Trematoda; Strigeidida; Schistosomatidae.
AUGAAUUCAAUUUAUACACAUUCUAAUCAUUAUUAUAAUGGACUUUUAGAACAUUCUAAAAGAAAUUCAUACGAUGCUAUAAACUUUCCAUUGAAAACAAUUAAUGAACGUAAAUAUGAUAUGGAAGAUGGAGCUGGAUUUGUACCAGAUAAUUAUGGUAAUCAUGGUAACCACGAUGAUGAAGAUUAUGAUUCAUAUCAUAGUAAUAAUUAUGAUGAUGGUGAAGCGCAUAAUUAUGGUCAUGUUAAUUUAGCAGAACAAUCAAUGAAGAAAUUAAAAGAGUUAAAACGUCGUAAAUACAAUGAAUAUUAUAAAGGUGAUGAUGAAGAAGAGAGCGAAAAUGGUACUGAAGAACCAAAUCAACAACCAACUGAAGCACCAAGACUUCCACCCCCAUCAAAUUCUCUCGCAGAGUAA